CCCAAUAAGUGUGUAGGUUGCUAUGAAAAGAUGACCUGCAAAUGUGUGGAAGUGACAUAUUCGACAGUGGCCACAUUUCUCAAGGCUCCAAGUGCUUCCCAUUUUAAGACUUCAUUUGCUGGCAUGGACUUCACAGGGACACUGGAAUGACAGCCUCACACGUAUUUUUAUGAUCAUGCAGAAUUGCAGAACAUUCAUUUUCUAAUCCGGGCUCAAUUUGGAGUGUUGAUGUCUUUAAAGUGUUCACAUUUUUUUUUCUGAUUUUGUCCAAUAGGGUGAGGAAGCUACUGAUGCAAUGAAUCAGAUACAUGGAUAGAAUCGCAACUGGUGAUAUUUCAUACCAAGGGCUACAGCAGCACUGACAGGCCCUGCUCUCUGAGUUGGAGGUAUUAUAUUUCCCACAUCUCACUGGAGCAACCUUUGAACCAUUCUCACUUGGUAGGAAGGUGGAGUUGGAGGCAAGUGGAGUUGGAACGGCGAUGCAUUCCCUGGAUGAGCCCCUGGAUUUGAAGCUCAGCAUUUCCAAGUUGCGCAUGAUGAGAGGGAAGAAGAGGAAGGACCAUGUGACUACAGAGGAAAGUAGCAUCCGCAGGGAACUGAAGAUGACAGCCGAUGGGACCGCCAUCAUCAUGUCAGCAUCACCGUCACAGUCCAGCUUGAUUAGCAGUUUCCAGGCCCAGGAGAGAGCGGACUUCUCCAGUAUACAGAGGAAAGCUUCUAUUGUGGACCUCAGUCUCCCUUCACCAUCGGAGCUUGACUCCUCUCCUGGAUCGGUGGUGCUUCCAGAGGAGCUACAGAAUGGCGAUGUUAUGACAUCAGGAUUCAGCCACGAUCUGCAGUCUAUCCGGGUCCUAGGAGGAAGCCAAAACUCUCAAUCAUUCCAGUUUUUCUUUCCGCUGAGCUCUGGGAGUUCAGUUCAGCUCCCUUCUUCUUUGUUAAUGACUCCUCGCAAGGAACUGAAGAACAUGACUGAGCUCACGAUGGAGCAACUGGCAUGCAGGUGGCAAAAGUGUAACCAGCUGUUUGAAUCACUUCAGGAUCUGGUUGAUCAUGUGAAUGAUUUUCAUGUCAAGCCCGAGAAGGACACUGGUUACUGCUGUCAUUGGGAAGGCUGUGCCCGGCGAGGGAAAGGAUUCAACGCCAGGUACAAAAUGCUGAUCCACAUCCGUACACACACCAACGAGAAGCCUCAUCACUGUCCCACUUGCAGCAAGAGCUUCUCCCGGCUUGAGAACUUGAAAAUUCACAAUCGCUCCCACACAGGAGAGAAGCCCUAUAUCUGCCCCUAUGAAGGAUGCAACAAACGUUACUCCAAUUCUAGUGACCGCUUCAAGCACACCCGAACACAUUAUGUAGACAAGCCGUACUACUGCAAAAUGCCAGGGUGCCACAAGAGAUACACUGACCCCAGUUCCCUUCGCAAGCACAUCAAAGCACAUGGACACUUUGUCUCCCCAGAGCAGCAGCAAAUGCUGAAACUACGUGAGUCUGUCAAGCACCCAAUUGCAGCAGAAGUGCCUUACUUAAAUGGGACCCAGAUCAUCAUCCCCAGUACGGCAGCCAUCUUUGGCAAUCAUCCUCUCCAAGCACUAGGAACCUCGUUGCCGAUCCCAAUAAACCCUGCACCUCUGGACCUUAGCGCCUUGACAUGUAGCACUGCUGGAUCUACUGGGAUUACAGCCAUUCCCAGUUCACUUUUUUCAUUCAAUGGUACUCCAAUAAACUUGGCUAAAACGUCUCUUUUGCCAUCACCUUUCUCGGCAGGUAGCCUUGGACUUCCACUUGUGUCCCUGGUUGCAGGGUCUCACAGUCUUGUCGAGAAGUUCUCAGCAGCAAAAGGGAAAGGGUCAUCAACAGGAGGAGCUAAAGCACGUGGAGGGAAGAUCAAAGGUCAGUUCCCUUCAGGGAAGGAAAUUCAUGAGAGACUCGAAGCUCGACUGAGGUCAACAACAGAAGGUCUGUCAGUGUUGCCUGGAACCGUGAUAGACUUGUCCAAUGGCAUGAACUCAUUGCCACGUCCUGACUCUCUGCCACCAGGUUGGGUAGUUAUUCCAACAGGGUCGGUGUUACUCAAGCCAGCUGUCGUGAACUGAAGUGAGUCAAGUCCAAGCUGCUGCAGUGUUCAGUGAUAGCAGUAAGUGGGUGACCUGGGAGACCUGCCUAUACUGAAGAUAAACAAAAGGUCUUUACUAAUCCUUUCCAGGGUGGAAGUCAUUGGCCAGUUUCACUUUUAGCAUUAAAAGAACAACCCGAUAAUCACCUAUUAUUGGCAGGAUCCCAAGUUUUAGUAUGAAUUUCAAAAUAACUUGGGAGAGGGUUCUCUUCCUGUUUCACCUGACGAAAGGCAUCGUAAAGCCUGAAGAUCUCAAAGUGCAGAGAAAUCAAAAGACUCUCAAUGGAAAAAGGGGUGGGGGGGGGGUGAAAUUGAAACUUGAAUUCCCCAGUCAUACAAUGUCACUCAUUUUUAGAUUGAUUCUCAAUGAACCCAGUGCCAGUCCAAUUGUCUGAAGGCAAUCAACUGCAGAAUUCAGCACCAUUAAUUCCCACGUUCGAUCGCCAAUCUGUGCUGCAUUUGCUGAUCUCAGCUGGAGCAGCAUUCGGAAGCCAAGGGAGAGGAAAAAUAAAUUAGUCAGUGUUCCUACUCCUGAUCUGUUAUUCAGUAAUAGUCCAUCUCCCCUUUGCUGGAAAGUGCACAAGAGCAACAACAGGAGUGAGUUCACUAAUGAUAUUUUUCUCUUUCUCUCUCUUCCCUCUCUUUCCCACCCCCGGGCAGGCUUACACUGUCUGGGCAGAUACAAGAUAAAUAGUUAUUUGGAUGUUUCUGAAACUGUACCCCAUCCAAGAGACAGUAUGUUCACGAAAGAGUGAGAGGAGAAAAUCUAAGGAACUUUAUAAAUGUAAUUGACAUGAUGGACAAAAGUGGAAUCAUAUUGUUGACUUAAAUUGUGCCACUCCUAUUAUUGUUCAGAGGCUGUCACGUAAAGAGCAUUUUAUAUUGCAAACACAAUCAGAGUUGUGUACUUACACUUUGCCCUACUGGUAAAUCUAACCUGCCGCAUUUGAUAAAAUGCGACAUUUUAACGUCUUAAUUGAUAGAUUUUCAUAGAAUUCAGUGGUCUCCUCAAAAGUAUACAUGACUGACCUGCUCAAUGGUCGAAUGUGCGCAAUCUUUAUCUUUGUACAUAAAUUUUAUAUAUAGAUACACACCUGGAUAAGUGUGUACAUUUAUUUAUAAUUAUCACCUAUUUGUUCCAAGCAUUUACUCACAGGGUUUCUGCACUGUUUGCAGUUAGGUCCCCUGGUUGCUUGGGCAACCUGUUUAUCUCUGUCACUUGGUAUGGCCCACUGGUACAUUCGCCCCCUUCUCCAGGUAAUGAUAAGCACAGUGUGUAUUUCCUCUUUCCCCCACUCAUAUAC
Callorhinchus milii (elephant shark) is the source of this 3417-nucleotide messenger RNA. RefSeq names its product zinc finger protein GLIS2. Bases 480 to 2093 code for a protein of 537 amino acids. The transcript is spliced from 7 exons. The record is from RefSeq and is a predicted model, not a curated record. Gene Ontology annotation, molecular function: DNA-binding transcription factor activity, RNA polymerase II-specific; RNA polymerase II cis-regulatory region sequence-specific DNA binding. NCBI's taxonomy places the organism in Eukaryota, Metazoa, Chordata, Chondrichthyes, Chimaeriformes, Callorhinchidae. Gene Ontology annotation, biological process: regulation of transcription by RNA polymerase II; smoothened signaling pathway. Gene Ontology annotation, cellular component: nucleus.